AUAUUUUCUCCUUAUUCACAAAUUAUCAACAGAGAGCUGCUCGAGGUGCGUGAGGAAAAAAUAAAGUGGAGAACUUUUCUGAGACCGUAGUUCAUUCUUGAUCAGCAGAUAAAGUUGAUGAAAAGUUGGUGAAACAGAAAGCAAGUGUAGUCCCCAUUCGAUCGAAGUUGAUAGUAUACAACUCGUCCACAUACUUAUAGGUCAUUUACUACUUGCUCGACGUUUUUAGAGUCUCUCAUACAUUCAUUAUGACGUGCAUUGUUGUGCCGCCAGUCUUCCGUACUCCUACACGACUCCUCCAUUCUGGUGCUGCUCUGCGUUUCUUUUCUUCAUCUUGUACCUCACCUUCGUCCACCAACGCAGGGUCAGCCAUCACGAGUAUCAAAGCGACUAGAACGACAUCAUCACCUUCUUUCGCCUUUCCAACUUCGUCAUCGAUACUAUCAAGAAGCACAUCAGUCAUGGGCAACUACCUCACAAGUGGCAGCACAGCCACAUCCUCGACAGGCGUUUCAUCGCCUCCGACCGCUGCCACAGGAGCGAAAGGACGGGGGGUGCAAUCCUUUUCAACUGAUGCGACUACUACUGCAGGCGAAGAAGGACAACCACCAGAGCCAGAUCCGCCACAAAGCGAGGACCUAGACAUACACGGACCGCUUGCGAGAGGUGUAAGGAGGAAGAUCUUGGAACGCUUCGGACCUGUCAUCUACCUUGAGAUGGAGGACGAAUCGCAUCAGCACAGAGGACACGCUGGUUAUGGAUUUUUGAUAAUUGAAUUUGUAUCUACACUUACGCAUGUGUCCUAUGUGGAUCAUCAUCGAGAUCCUCUUAUGGUCGUAUUAUAGGAUUGAUAAUAUAUUGACCCUGAUGAAACUGAAUAGAUGCAGAUGACAAACCGCCCUAACAAAUCAACAGCACUAGUACACUAUGAUCUGUAUCAUAACCUUUUUCUCUCUCGUUCUUCUGCCUCGUCUAACCUCCCGUCCGCGAUGCCACAACUCCGGAAACGCAUUUGCGGAUAGUGCUGGUGUCAGACCGAUUCGCCGAGCUUCCUUCACGGGUGAAACGACAGCAGAGUGUCUACCAGCUCCUAGAUGACGAGUUUAAAGUCCAAGGUCUGCAUGCUCUAACUUUAAACUGCAUGACACAAAAGGAAUGGGAUAAGAAGGGGGGUACUAGUACUUCUUGAAUGGGUCACAACUGUGUUGGAGCUGUUGGUGGAGAUGAUUUAAAUUUUUUCCGCUGUACUAAUGUAUGAUAACACGACCGCUAAGACGACUUUGAGCACGAUUUGUCCAACAGUUUUGGUUCUGAAGAACGUUCAGCAUGCGAUCAAGCCGUUAUGUCAGACCACAAGUAGUCGCAUUCUUAAAUAUCUUCUUACGAACAUGACGACGACGAG
Molecule: messenger RNA, 1402 nt
Organism: Amoebophrya sp. A25
Lineage: Eukaryota; Dinophyceae; Syndiniales; Amoebophryaceae
Source: the annotation of a GenBank genome assembly